Molecule: messenger RNA, 825 nt
Organism: Polychytrium aggregatum
Lineage: Eukaryota; Fungi; Chytridiomycota; Chytridiomycetes; Polychytriales
Exons: 3
Coding region: 68-682 (204 amino acids)
Source: RefSeq, a predicted model, not a curated record
CUCCGGAGUACCAACCCUACGAGUCGAGACUGGAUGAGCGAGCUGCACAUUGGCGGCCACUCGCCCGAUGCGACAAAUGCACCACGCUGGCAGUACUGACAUGGGAUCGCUGCUCCAGAAUCAGGAGCUCGAGCGAGAGGUCGAUGCAAACCGUCGCAAGAUCGAAUAUCUCUCCUCCGAGCUGGUGGAUGUGUCUGACACAGCUGCUUACGUGACGGCAAUGAACGACUCGAUCGAGCAUUCCCACGAGAGCCGCGAAGAAGAGAUGAAGGAGACGAUCAGCGACCUCGAGGAAAUCGUGGCAGAUCUCCGCGACCAGGUCUAUGAGUUGAAUAGCGAAAUCCGUAGUCUGCAGGUCGAAAAGGACUCGGUCAUUCAGCGAUACGAGGAUCUGCAGGCAAAGUACUACAUCGCAGCCGCCAGAACGAGAGACUUUCGUCUCAAUCAGGUGGUGGAAAAGUUCAGGACGGCGCCAGCAACUAGUCCCAGUGGCCUUGACCCUGAGCCAACCAAGAGCCAGUUGGCUGUCGGCCGGCCCAGCCAGGUCACUCUCUCGCCCGAAGCACGAAGCGAGUCGAACGAAUCACUCUCCGAAGUCGUCUUUGGCACACUCACUUGCCGAUCGCCGUCUUGCGACGAAUACGCCUCCAGCGAGAAGAGCCUGUCGAGCAUAGGCAUAUGAACUGCGAACAGGACCACAGAUGUGUGACGAAGGCCGGUGGCCUGAUCGAGACCAGAAGUGCGUCUGCAAGAAUGCAUGGGGCAUGUUCUGCAAAACUGUGUGGAUCGUGAGAUGUGUUUGCUUGCUUGGCGAGUCCGCAAAAC